AUUCUUAGUCGUUAUUUGAAAUAGAUGAUUAACAAAUGAUAUGCGAAAAACAUGCUUAACAAUGUCCAAGCACGAUCAGGCAAAAUAGAUCGUAAAUUUCGAAGACGUUCGAAAUCACCUGAAGUUAACAUAUAUCCGAAGAAGAAUAGAACGAAAAUAAAGAAACGAAUAGAGAAUUAUGCAGACUCGGAAAAACGACCCCACAUAAAUCCUAAGACAAUAUGCUUGUUUGAAGAACAAACUGUUGUUUGGUGCGCAGUGGGCGCGAAUCGAAAAUUAGAUUAUGUAUUUAGAAUUCUAAAAAUAUGGCUCUCGUAUUUCACGAGUUUGAAUAUAAUGUCAAUUUCAUUUCGUUGUUAUAAUUUGUUGAUGCUAGUCACAUUAUUAAUUGGAUAUUCUAGUAGCGCUCAAGGGGCAAGUACGUCUUGGGUACGUCAAUCGCAGGCGCCUUUCAACGUUGAAAAAGAGUUCCAGAAGUUUGGGGAAGACGUUGGAGGUAAUUUUGAAGAAUUUAAAUUUCCUGGUAGCUCUGUUUCCUCGCUGGAAAAGAAUGCUGUGUGGAGCAAACCUUCCACAGGUUCAUCUCACAUACAGCAUCAUGAUAUUUUUAAAACGGGAGAGCCAUCGUAUGAAGAAAUCACGUACGAUGAACAAGCCCAAGACACAGCGCUUGAUGACGACGAAGUGGAUAACCGAGUGCCCCGCUCGUUUUACGUAGAUAUAUUCGAUGCCUCGUUGCCAGUAGAUUCCCCAUAUAGAAAAUCCAUGCGGCAACCUCAGCUUCCACCUCAACAGGGCCAGCCGUACAGUAGAACUCCUACCUAUUCUAACUCAAUCGAGGAUCCCAGUCAUUUUUCAAAUUCAAUCCGGCCAUUCUCAAACGAAUUCAUCUCAACUAGCAUACCUCAAAAUAUACGCGGGCUAAAAAACUUUGCGUUCCAGAGAAUGGGAUGGAAACAUUCAUCCUUCUCAAAUGAAGUUCUAGACCAUAUGUCUCACUCAAAACUUGACAAUCGUGGGACAUCAAUCUUACGCCAGUUCAUGGAGAGAAAACCCGUUUCAGAUGCGUUUGAAAAGCUUCCGUUUCAUCGAGAAACCAGCGGUCGAUUUGGUUCUAAGCGGGACGGAUCUUUCGAGGCUGGUAAGAAAGACGUCGUGCCAAUAUUCACUUCUACUUAUUACCAUCGACCUGGUAGCUCCGAGCCUGCGAGAGGCUCCGUGUGGCUUGGCUUCCCACGACCUGCACUAAACAGCGGGAGAAAUGAUGAGCUUCACACCAAGAAGUUAGGGGCAGUCACUAAUGAUGACAUACGGGGCGAAAAUAAUGGAGGGGCGCUAGGCUGCCACGACGACCAGGGGGUGUGGCGGCGCGACGGUGAGGUCUGGUACGGCGAGGGCUGCACGCGACAUAAGUGCGUUGCCUUCAGGAGGCGUCACUUCAUUGAAGUAGAUUCCUGUCACUCAGAGAUCCACAACACGUCCUACCGAUGCAUCGUACGGGCGGACGCUGAAGCGAAGUAUCCUCGCUGUUGUCCGCGGUUCGAGUGUCAUGCGGACAACCUCGGAAGACCGGGAGAAAAUUUCAGUGCAACUCAAAUCGUCUGACUAAGUAGUCCAGGUUGCCGCGACUGUA
Hyalella azteca is the source of this 1633-nucleotide messenger RNA. RefSeq lists its product as uncharacterized. The record is from RefSeq and is a predicted model, not a curated record. The transcript has 3 exons. NCBI's taxonomy places the organism in Eukaryota, Metazoa, Arthropoda, Malacostraca, Amphipoda, Hyalellidae. The coding region runs from base 52 to 1605 and encodes 517 amino acids.